Molecule: messenger RNA, 505 nt
Organism: Fusarium redolens
Lineage: Eukaryota; Fungi; Ascomycota; Sordariomycetes; Hypocreales; Nectriaceae
Exons: 1
Coding region: 159-317 (52 amino acids)
Source: RefSeq, a predicted model, not a curated record
UGCUAGUUGUGGUCGUUCACUCUCAUCGUGAACUUGUUCAGUUCCCAGGGAAACGGCCUUUCUCUGUUGCCUUGAUGACUGACUUCCCCACGCUCGACGAUUUCUAGGCAGACCAGUAUCGUUUUCAUAUUCCACGACCUGUUGAUGGACCCGAACUGAUGCGGCACGACAAUGUUAGUCUCGUCGGUGGAGUCUUCCUGUUUUUAAGGGGGCAGCUGGUGGAAGUCUUUUGUGGAGGACGAUCACUGAGCUAUCGACUACCCACACAGCCCAAUUGGGCUGAUGACAACCGUAAAGGUUUCCGCAGAUUUGGAUAGUUUGUGGAAGAUGGCAUGGUUGAUCUAGUUGACAAGUGCAUGCGGCGUUCGAUGAGUAUCAGAGACCCCUCAGUUGAGUCGGACAAUGGACUCGAAGACGUCGAAUGACACUUUCAUUAACCUGCUAGUCACAAAGCUUCAUUUUAAGGUCCCUUCAGCCCAGAUCAUGUAGCAUCAUGGAAUUCUGC